AUGCCGGGAAACCAGCAGAUGGGAGAGGGAAGCAGGCGUCGUCUGGAGCAGCGACGCUUCUGGCCCGUCGCAAAAAGUAGCUCCAUAAGGCCUCUGGCCCAUCAUCAUGGUCAUCUGCAGUGGGCCAUUAACCGGUCACUUGCGGCCGCGGCCCGUGCCGCCGUGCGCCUCAUCCGCGCCCCCUCCUCCUCGUCGUCGUCAGUCAGCGACGGACCGAGCCGCCGAGCACCCACCCCAGCGAGCCUGCCCACCGGAACGAUAACCGGCAUGGCGGCGGCGCUAUCCGCGCUGCUCCCGCGCGCCGCGGCGGUCCGCAUGGUGGCGCCGCGCGCCCGCCCUGCCGCCGCCGCCGCGUCCCGCCUCCUCUGCGCCGCGGCGGCGGGGGAGGCGUCGAGCUCGCCCGCGGCGCCGCGGAGGCUGGUGCUCUACACCAAGCCCGGGUGCUGCCUCUGCGACGGCCUCAAGGAGAAGCUCCACGCCGCCGUCCUGCUCGCCGGCACCCCCUACUCCCUCGCCUCCCUCGAGCUCCAGGAGAGGGACAUCACGACGAACCCGGAGUGGGAGCGGCUGUACCAGUACGAGAUCCCGGUGCUGGCCAAGGUGCUCCCCGACGGCACCGAGGAAAUACUUCCGAGGCUGUCUCCCCGGCUAACUGUGGAGCUCAUGCAAAAGAAAGUAUCCAGCGUGUUUGAUCAGUAAGGAUAUAAUUGUACUUCAAAAGUUCAAUCGUCAGCUUUGCAUUUAGAGCUGCAGCUGUAAGAGUGGCAAUAGGUGAUAUGACGAUUGGUGUUAUUUUCCUUUGUUGUAAGUUGUAAACCAUGAUUUUCAAUUGCUUAACUUAUUUUUUAUACAUUUA
Messenger RNA from Triticum dicoccoides, 856 nucleotides. RefSeq lists its product as uncharacterized. The coding region runs from base 1 to 699 and encodes 232 amino acids. The record is from RefSeq and is a predicted model, not a curated record. The transcript has 4 exons. Lineage: Eukaryota; Viridiplantae; Streptophyta; Magnoliopsida; Poales; Poaceae.